UCACGUUCUUUUCAUCACCUAAUUUAACCACUCUUCCAUUUUUUUCACCAUGGGAAAUUGUAGCUCCUCCGAUUCAACUCGUGUCGCAACCGCGAAACUCAUUUUACAAGACGGACGGUUACAAGAAUUCACUUCACCAGUCAAAGUUUCUUACCUUCUUCAACAAUAUCCUUCUUCUUUCAUCUGCAACGCAGAUGAAAUGGAUUUCGACGACGUCGUCACCGCCGUCGACGAAAACCAAACUUUACAACCAGGACAGCUUUACUUCGCACUUCCUUUGAGCUGGUUACGGCAACCUUUACAAGCUCAAGAAAUGGCUGCAUUGGCUGUGAAAGCGAGUUCUGCGUUGAUGAAGAGCGGUGAUAAAUGCGGUUGUCGCCGGAAACAGAUUCUGUUCUCCGUUGAGUCUGACUCAAAAAGAGUUUCUCCGGCUACCGGUGGGACUGUGCAGAGAUCAAGAAGAGGAAGAAGUGCUAGAGGUGGUAGUGCUGGUGUUGAGAAGUUUACGGCGUUGUUGAGUUCUAUACCGGAGUAGGGGUAGUUUCGGAAAAAAUGGUUCAUGGUGAUUUUUUUUUCUUGUAGAUAUUUUUUUUUUCUUGAAAAGAAAUUUUUUGAUGUAGAUUUAGAUUCUUUUGAUUGGAGUUGGACCAAGUCGUAAUUGGAAUUUGGAUAUUCCGUUAAACUGUCUCUUUAUUAAA
Messenger RNA from Medicago truncatula (barrel medic), 698 nucleotides. RefSeq lists its product as uncharacterized. The transcript has a single exon. Lineage: Eukaryota; Viridiplantae; Streptophyta; Magnoliopsida; Fabales; Fabaceae. The coding region runs from base 50 to 535 and encodes 161 amino acids. The record is from RefSeq and is a predicted model, not a curated record.